AGUUAUCCCCUUCCUUUCCUUCCCCGGCCGGCCCUCCUACUCACGGCGGAGCGGAGAACCCAACCAACCGCCGCCGCCGCCAUGCCGCCGUCCCUCCUACUCCCCGCCUCCGCCGCCGCCUCCUCCUCCUCCUCCUCUGGUAUUAGUAUGGGGAGGCUGUCACCUCGGCCCCUGCUCGUCUGCUUCCCCGCGCGCCGCAGCCGUCUCCAUGCGGAUGUGGGGCUCCGCCUCGCCGCCGCCGGACCCAACGGCGUCAACGGUGCGGCCUCUCCCGGUCCAGAUUCCGGUUCCGGUUCAGGGGGCGCCAACCACCUGCCCAAAAACCGGAGGGAUAUUCUCCUGGAAUACGUAAAAGGCGUCCAGCCAGAGUUUAUGGAGCUUUUCGUCAAAAGAGCCCCAACACAGGUUGUUGAUGCCAUGCGCCAUACAGUGACAAAUAUGAUUGGGACUCUGCCGCCUCAAUUUUUUGCUGUAACCGUCACAACGGUUGCUGAAAAUCUGGCACAGCUUAUGUACAGCGUUUUGAUGACUGGAUACAUGUUCAGGAAUGCACAGUAUCGUCUGGAACUGCAACAGAGCCUGGAGCAGAUUGCUCUUCCUGAACCCAAAGGAGAAAAGGGCUCAGAGGAUUAUGCUCCUGGAACCCAGAAAAAGGUAAGUGGGGAAGUGAUCCGAUGGAACAAGACCACUGGACCAGAAAAGAUUGACGCUGUGAAAUAUAUAGAAUUGCUUGAAGCAGAAAUCGAUGAGCUGAGCCGUCAAGUUGCUAGGAAAUCAUCUCAAGGAAGCAAUGAGCUCCUGGAAUACCUAAAAACCCUAGAACCUCAAAAUCUAAAGGAACUGGCGAGUAGUGCGGGUGAGGACGUCGUGUUUGCAAUGAACGCAUUCAUAAAGCGUCUCUUGGCUGUCUCGGACCCUGCGCAGAUGAAGACGGCGGUUUCGGAGACGAGCGGUGCCCAGCUGGCGAACCUGCUGUUCUGGCUGAUGAUCGUCGGGUACAGCAUGCGCAACAUUGAAGUGCGUUUCGACAUGGAGAGAGUGCUGGGCGCCGCCCCCAAGAUGGGCGGAGAGCUGCCGCCUGGUCCUGGAGACAACACGCAGACACAACUAUAGCUGCUAGAUAACAAGCACAGCGUGUGCGGUUGCAGUUGCAGACGAUUUGUUAGUUUGGUCUGCUGAGAUGUGUGUUUUUGUACGGAUAUAUGUAUGUUAUUCUGUCUUAGCUGGUAUUUAGAUAGCAAAAAGAAAAUUUACAACCGCAUGUAUUUUUGGUCCAUUUAUUUGGUUGAACUAGUUGAGAUAGGGCUUUUGUUUUUUUAGGGCAAGUUGUCUCCACUCCUACCUGUAGGAGAGAUCUUGUUAUUUCCUUUGGUUUUUGCCUUUUCUGAGUUGACUACUUCGUGUCU
Messenger RNA from Triticum dicoccoides, 1406 nucleotides. RefSeq lists its product as uncharacterized. Bases 82 to 1113 code for a protein of 343 amino acids. The record is from RefSeq and is a predicted model, not a curated record. Lineage: Eukaryota; Viridiplantae; Streptophyta; Magnoliopsida; Poales; Poaceae. The transcript has 7 exons.